This is a messenger RNA of Crotalus tigris (Tiger rattlesnake), 2197 nucleotides long. RefSeq names its product NHL repeat containing 4 (gene NHLRC4). Gene Ontology annotation, biological process: negative regulation of translation; proteasome-mediated ubiquitin-dependent protein catabolic process; protein polyubiquitination. Gene Ontology annotation, molecular function: protein binding; ubiquitin protein ligase activity; translation repressor activity. The coding region runs from base 1010 to 2068 and encodes 352 amino acids. The record is from RefSeq and is a predicted model, not a curated record. NCBI's taxonomy places the organism in Eukaryota, Metazoa, Chordata, Lepidosauria, Squamata, Viperidae. The transcript has 3 exons.
AAGACUCCCAAGUUCAAAAAGCAAAGGCAUUUAGCUUUACGCUGAAAUAAUGGAAUAGGGGUCGAAGAACUCACAGGCUCUUAUCCUGCCUCUCAUCAGUCCCUGCGGGCACCCAGCUCUCUCCAGCGCCAGCCCAUUACACGGUGGUUUGGUCAACCUGAAGGCAUCUGAUAGCCAGCCUUCUGGAGGGUUGAUAGGCAUCUGGGUUGGUCUCAGGUGAGCGAAGAUGGAAGCCUGCUUUGCUCCGAAGCAUUCAAAGUCACCUCGCCUGCUUUUGCUUUGUGCCUCUUCGUCCAUGGCGGCCACCUUCUGCUGCUAAGGAAAUGGCUCUUGACAGAUUCUGCAGCCAACACGGCCCAGGGUAAAUCUGUGCCUGAACAAGGGAAUCAAACCGGCUUUCCAAAUUCUCGCAGGUCCUGCUGCAUCAAGAGCUGCAGAACUUCAGAGCGCCACCAGAGGGCAGCUCAGAGGUAUGGAAAUGGCUAACUCUUUAGCGCCAUCUAGUGGUUAACUGAAAAUUUGCAGACUUGAUAGGAAAGCUCUCCCUGCAAUGAGGAGACUGAAAACAGCAGCAUCAGCCCUGGAAGGAAUCGCCACCAAGCCUUCUUCUAAAAUCCUAGAGCAGGAGUCUUCAAACUUGGCCCUUUUAUGACUUGCGGACUCAACUCCCAGCGUGCUGGACUGGACUGGACUGAACCAUGAUGAAGACUUUUCCUUCAACAGUGCAAAACCAUUGUUGGUUUUAAUUAGGUUGUUUGAACAAGGUGCAGUUGGCUGGAUUUACAACAAAGGCCGCCACCAUGGUUUACGCAAGUAUGCACGGAUGUCAAGUUUAGCAAUGGUAAAACUAUCCUAUUGACACAAGUAUUGGUCAGCAAAGGAAAUUCCUGUCACUAACAACAAAGCCCUAGGUGACUAAUUUCACCAGUGUAUUACAAGAAACAGAUCCUUCUAACCUGCUGUUAGAAGGUAAAGAGCAGAACAUUAUUUAUUCUACCUGGACCACAGGAUGGAUUAUACCCUGGAAGACACGCAACGCAAGGAGAAACUUCUGAAGACCGUUUACACCCUCCAAGUCAAAUCAGAUUCCACUUUUCAGAAAGCUAGUCCUCUCCUGACCAACCAUCCAGGCAUGGGCAUGGUGACUGACCACCAAGUUCACCAGCUGGUGGAGAAAGCUAGGGUCAUCUGCCAUGACCUCGACAAUAUCAAAAACCACCUUUAUUAUCGGCAAGACGAGCUGGUUCGGAGGAUCUCAAAUCCCAACCGGAGCCACUUUGGACCAGUGUGUGGAAUUCACUGCUCUCCAGAUGGAGUGGUCUACAUUACUACUGAGAACGCACCCAGAGUCGACAUUCUUAAUCACUCUGGCCAGGCAUUUCGGUCCAUCUCUUGUGUGGAAUGGAAGAAGGCAGUUUUUUUACCCGAGGACGUGACCAUCACCAGAGCUGGGAUGGUGGCUGUCACAGACAUGUUGAACGGAACUGUCCACAUCUUCAAUGACCGCUCCACGUUCUCCAAGGGGGAAUGGCUAAGAAUUGGGAAAUUUUGCUCUCCCAGAGGGAUUGCAGUUGAAGCCUCAGGAAGGAUACUGGUGGCUGACUACACCGAAGGAAAAGUCCACACCUUUGCCCUGGACCGAGCUUUCAAGAUGCAGAGCGCUCAUUCCGUCUCCAACUUAAGCGGGCCACGCUACGUGUGCAUGAUCCCCGAGGGGGGGUUUGCAGUGAGUGAAGAAUGUGGUGAAGUCAAGCUCUUCGACAGCGGCCACAAGCUGGUUUCUUCCAUCAGCAGCAAAUACGGACACCAGUUUGGCAAUCCUGCUGGCAUCUGUGCCGAUAAGGAAGGCAAUAUUAUAGUUGCCGACGAGCAGCGUCAGAAAGUACAUCUCUUUCCGAAGAACGGUUCUCCAAUCUGUCUCGUGUCUAAAGGUCUUCUGAGACCGACAGGCGUUGCCUGUUCCACCGAGGGGUCCCUUUUGGUCACCGAUAGUGGGGACAACGAUGUCAAAGUCUUCAGAUAUCGUGUGAGGCCCCAUUACAACCCUGACAUUAUACCUCCAACUUAAGCGGGCCACGCUACGUGUGCAUGAUCCCCGAGGGGGGGUUUGCAGUGAGUGAAGAAUGUGGUGAAGUCGACUUCCGGUGGAUUUUGCGUGCGUGAUGGCGGCUACUUUGUAGCCGUCCUCCUGGGUAAG